AUGCGGCAACACUUUGCACUUCUCCUGUUGCUGAAAUGUACGGUAGGAUACCUUGGACCGAAGAUGGGGCUGCAGAAUCAGUGCGACGAUGGGAAAACAAAUCUUUCUGUUGACUGGAAUCCGGAGAACUUUUCACUGUAUACAUGCAUGAGUGAGCCAUAUCCUCUGCAAAUGGGUACUAAGCCAUAUUUCUUCUCCAUCCAGUCGAAAGAUGCAUCUUUUGAUCCGAAAAAGGAUGUUGUAUAUCACAAGUGUAUGUCUGAAACAAUAGAAUACGAAGAUGUGCCACCGUUGAGAGGAAAUCACAGGCCUAACUGGGCUCGUUAUGGUGAAUACCUGUACGUACCUGAGCAGCGAUGGCUUCACAAUCUGGAGCAUGGCUCCAUCAUUCUUCUGUAUCACCCGUGCGCUGACCGAGCUGAAGUACAAAAACUUCGUGAUAUAGUAACAAGCUGUUUGUAUCGCCACGUUAUAACCCCUUAUAACAAGCUGAGCAAAGAAAGACCGCUCGCUCUGGUUGCUUGGGGUGCAAAAUUGGAAAUGGGUAUCGUUGAUGAACAAGAUGCCAUCCGCUUCAUAAGGGAACACGCUCGUAUCGCUCCAGAGGAUCUCUCUAAGGAUGGUAUUUAUGACCAGUUCCUUAUACAUCCAGCUGCCGUUGUCUCUGAUGAAAUGGACAAUAACCUUUGCCCAUCGCUGUGA
Necator americanus (New World hookworm) is the source of this 702-nucleotide messenger RNA. RefSeq lists its product as uncharacterized. NCBI's taxonomy places the organism in Eukaryota, Metazoa, Nematoda, Chromadorea, Rhabditida, Ancylostomatidae. The transcript has 7 exons. Gene Ontology annotation, cellular component: cytoplasm. The record is from RefSeq and is a predicted model, not a curated record. Bases 1 to 702 code for a protein of 233 amino acids.